Molecule: messenger RNA, 980 nt
Organism: Ananas comosus (pineapple)
Lineage: Eukaryota; Viridiplantae; Streptophyta; Magnoliopsida; Poales; Bromeliaceae
Product: zinc finger protein 4-like
Exons: 1
Coding region: 242-886 (214 amino acids)
Molecular function (GO): DNA-binding transcription factor activity
Source: RefSeq, a predicted model, not a curated record
ACAAAUAGAUCUGUAGAAUACACUCUUAUAUGGUCCCGCAGCUGCUGGAAUGAAUGGUCCCCCCCUUAAAAUUUUCCUACUGUAGAUGAGGCCUAAAUGCUUCUUGACAACGAAGAGCAGGGAAAUAAUAAAACAAUUAUAUACGCUGUCCAGAAAACUAGUAAAUCACUCCUCCUGCAAAGUAUAUUCGCGCACAUAAAUACAUAGAGUUGCUAAUAAUAGAAACCCUAAACCCAGAAAAAUGGAACCACCACCAGCACCAGCACCACCUUCCGCCCCCAGCCUCUCUCUCGCCUUGUCUGCUGCGGGCUCUCCGACAGCGGCGGAGGAGGAGAAGGAGGAUCAUCGCGGGGCGGACGUGAAGCUGUUCCCCUGCCUGUUCUGCAACAAGAAGUUCCUGAAAUCGCAGGCGCUGGGGGGACACCAGAACGCGCACAAGAAGGAGAGGAGCGUCGGCGGCCUGCAGUCCGACCUCGACCUCUACCUCCCUCCUGCAUACCCGACGGCCGGGCCGACCGCCUUCCAGCUCGCCUCCCAUUCGUGCCGAUCGGCGCCGCCCGCGUACGACGGCGGCAGCUCGUGCUUCUGGGGCUACGCCAACAGCUCCUACGCCGCCGCCGGCGGCACCGCCCGCUUCGCCGCCCACCUGCCGCUGCUCGCCUCCGUCAGCUCCAACCGCGCAAUGUCCGCCGCCGCCGACCCCCCCGUCGGCCCCGACGAGCUCUUCGAUCUCCUCAACUGGCAACGCGGCUCCCACCACCACCACCACCACCCCCACCACUCCAACGUCGACCCAUCCCUCCCACCACCACGCCAAAACCAACACCAACACCAACAAAAUAGUAGUGAGGAUGAGCCCGAGCUCGAUCUCACAUUAAGACUCUAAUAAUAUAUAAGCUAGCUAAGUUGUUUUCCUUUUGUUUGUUUUUUUGUUUUGUUUUGUUUUUUGGUUUGGUGGGGAUGGGGAGGAGAGGGGGUUC